AUGGAUAUCAAGCUUUCAUUCAAAGCUAUGGUGAAUAAAAAGAAAGGUAAGGUUCUAUUUGUAGAAGUUGACAGCAGCAUUGCAGAUGUGUUGCUAAGCUUCCUCACAUUGCCACUCGGAACGAUCGUGAGAAUCUUGAAGGAGCACUACGAAGAUGAUGAAUCUACAUCUUAUGGAAGCCUGAGCUCUCUCUACAACGGUUUAUCAAAUCUUGACGGUCACCAUUUUUGGACAAAAGGUGCUAAGUCGAUUCUGCUGCAUCCACGACGAAGUUCAUCCGAUGCCGAAUGCAUAAAGCUAAUGCUCGAUGUUAGUGAUUCCCCACCGUUGGAAUAUUAUAUUUGUCCGAACAAAUGCAACAAUAGAUUCCAGAUCACAAGCAUGUAUUAUGACAAUGCUGGUAAAUGCAGAUGCUGCAAUCGUCAUCGAAUGAAAAGAGAAGUAGCUGAGAACGAUGCCCAAAUUGUUCCUUGUUGUGAUGGGGUUUUCACGAAGACGACGGCGUCUUUUGUGAUUACUGAUGAUUUGCAGAUAAUGCCUAAUGCUGGGCUCUUGCAAAUUGUCAGUGUUCUUGGCGUUACUGACAUGGAUGAGGUCGAGACGAUCAACAUUACCUUUGGAUUAUUUGAGGUCGUGGAGUUGCUCGAGGCAUCCUUGAUUUCCACGAAUCCAUUGUCCGUCGUCAUACUCGACGAAGAAGUGCUAGAAAUGAGCUCUACAGAAGGGAAAUAUGAAGAUCAGAGUCCAUCAACAGCUGCAAACGCAUUGAUUUCAAACUCCAAAACGAUGAAUGUAAAACUUGUGGUACAAAAGUCCACAAACAAGUUGCUGUAUGCUGAAGCUGAGGAAGAUUUCGUAGAGUUUCUAUUCAGUUUCCUCGUAAUCCCACUAGGAGGCGUCGUGUCCCUUUUGUCGCGUAACUCAAACCUUAAACCUAUAGACAGCUUGUACAAGAGCGCAGCUGAUCUUAUCCAUGACAAGUAUCUCAAGAAUCCUGAUGCAAAAAAUAGGCUAAUCAAGCCCAGCAUACCUCAUGGUUAUCUCUCCGAAAACCACAUUCUUCCCCUCAAUGAAGAAAGGUUUCUUGCUGAUCUCGCCUGCAAUUAUUACAGUUUGUUUCCUUCUACUAAGUUUCCCAAUGGGCAAGGGAGUUAUCUUGAAGGAACGCGAACUUAUAAGGUUGCAGAUGAUUUAACCGUGACACCUUUUAGCAUUGCCUCCGUUCUUUACAGUCUCAAAGAGCAGAAAAUCCCAGUAUCUGAUCUCAGAGAAGUCGAGGUUCAAAUCGGAUUGAAUGAGGCUUUGAGCAUACUGAAAGCAUCUCUUACAUCCACCACUGCUCUCUCCGUCGCUCUGCUCAGUUGA
Messenger RNA from Salvia miltiorrhiza (redroot sage), 1365 nucleotides. RefSeq lists its product as uncharacterized. The transcript has 3 exons. NCBI's taxonomy places the organism in Eukaryota, Viridiplantae, Streptophyta, Magnoliopsida, Lamiales, Lamiaceae. The record is from RefSeq and is a predicted model, not a curated record. The coding region runs from base 1 to 1365 and encodes 454 amino acids.